GAAUGAUGGUUUAUUAUUAUUAUUGUUAUUAUUAAACAUAAUUCAAAAUUGUAGUAUACUAGUCAGCUUUAGUCAUCACUAGUCAAUUUUAAAUCAUUCGCCAAGUCGUACAUUUAUACGGGAGUAACCACCCCUGGCUUAUUUUUAUCUAUGCAUUUCAGAGGCUGACUCAUUUUAUUAAAAGAAAUCUCCCCCCAACAAAUUUUUAUUUCUCAACAUUCCUUCCCUAAAAUUAUUUUGCUAAAUUUCGAGUACUUUCGCUAAAAUGAUAUUUUCUGGAAUAUUGAAUUGUUGUCACAAAUGUUAUGUUUAGUAUAAUAUGCACUCGAUGGUGUGUAAGUACAUCAUGCACAAGCUCUUAUUUAUAGCUUGAAAACACUUUAACCAUUGUUAUUCCCACCUGUAUGUAGUAUGUACCAAUAUCUUAAUUAAUAGCUCCGCCAGACGGACUUAUUACAAGAUUCAAAAUUUACAGAAUAAUGUCGGACUACGGGGACGAUUUUAUGGCGGACGAUGAGGAUUAUGAUUUGGAGUACUCCGAGGAUUCAAACUCAGAACCUGAUGUGGAUUUGGAGAAUCAGUAUUACAACAGUAAAGCUCUGAAAGAGACCGGGCCUAAG
This is a messenger RNA of Eurytemora carolleeae, 620 nucleotides long. Its product is annotated as COP9 signalosome complex subunit 2. Gene Ontology annotation, cellular component: COP9 signalosome. Gene Ontology annotation, biological process: protein deneddylation. Gene Ontology annotation, molecular function: protein binding. The record is from RefSeq and is a predicted model, not a curated record. Lineage: Eukaryota; Metazoa; Arthropoda; Copepoda; Calanoida; Temoridae.